Rubroshorea leprosula is the source of this 696-nucleotide messenger RNA. The record is from the annotation of a GenBank genome assembly. Lineage: Eukaryota; Viridiplantae; Streptophyta; Magnoliopsida; Malvales; Dipterocarpaceae.
CCACCAGUUCCUCAUCCAUUUGCAACCUCUUCAUCCCCAUCUUGUCAUUUUCCCUCCUCUGUUUCAUCUAAGAAAAUGCAUCCCCUUCACCUCCCUGGAUCUUUCUUCUUCUUCUUCAUCAUCAUCACCUUCGUUUUGAUCCAUGCUCCUAAAUUUGCAUCCUCUGUGGAUGAACGUUAUGCGAACUGCAACAGGACUGUCGCCUGUGGAAACAUUGAGAAUAUUGGCUAUCCUUUCUGGGGCUCAGGCAGGCCGGACUACUGUGGCUUCCCAGGGUUCCAGCUGAACUGCAGAGACUCAAUCCUGGAGAUCACAACCAUGUCAGCAACAUACCAAGUCCUUGGAAUCAACAACCAGUCCCGGAUUCUCAACGUGGCCAGAGCCGAUUAUCUAGAUGACCUCUGCCCCGCCUUGCUAAUCAACACCACUUUGAAUCCUGACCUCUUUGAAUUUACUUCCGAUACUCAGGAUAUAAACCUCUAUUAUCAUUGCCCCCCUCUUCCUCCUUCUCCUCCAACUCCAAUACCAAAGUGCUUCAGUCAUUUUACUUGUCAUGGUUGUUCUGGCCGCAAACCAAUCCGAAAUCCAGUCCGUGGAGGCAAGUCCGAGUCCCAGUCCGAGCGGGGAAAAUCUGGUUGAAGCUCUUGCAAAAGGAUUUGGGUUGCACUGGAAGGCAAAUAAUAGCUUGUGUGAUCG